Messenger RNA from Exaiptasia diaphana, 2253 nucleotides. Its product is annotated as adenosine 3'-phospho 5'-phosphosulfate transporter 1. Gene Ontology annotation, molecular function: 3'-phosphoadenosine 5'-phosphosulfate transmembrane transporter activity. Lineage: Eukaryota; Metazoa; Cnidaria; Anthozoa; Actiniaria; Aiptasiidae. The transcript has 2 exons. Gene Ontology annotation, biological process: transmembrane transport. Gene Ontology annotation, cellular component: endoplasmic reticulum membrane; Golgi membrane. Bases 114 to 1433 code for a protein of 439 amino acids. The record is from RefSeq and is a predicted model, not a curated record.
GGGUAAAAGCUGAUUCCAGCAAGAGUUGACUUUUGUUCAAAACAUGUCAACGUGGCAAACUAAAUUCUUGAUUCUUGCUCYUUGAUCUUGCUCUGCUUCACUAACYUCUYAACAUGAUGUAUAACUUGGCUUUGAAUGUGAAAUCUGCUAUUUUUAUCCUGCUUGUUUCAACAUGCACGUGUGAGGAAUCCCAGACAGAGACAACAAAUGUUGAAGACACCACAACUUCUCCAGUUKCUCAAGGUGGCUUUUGGUUAACCAAUUUGCUAUGGAACGUCCUGGGAUAUGCUACUUUGUGCGUUCCCUUUGCUAUAAUGAUAAGAAUGGUUAAAAACUCGAAUUUCAAGGAAAGAGGAGCUGAUGGAUGCCUUUCAAAAGCUGUUCAUUAUUUUGUUUUUGGUUCACCUGAGGAUCCACUCAGAAAAGCAGAAGAAGGAGGCAAGACAGAGAACGUUGUCAUAGAAACAUCCUUUAAGAAAAAGGCAAUACAAUUGAUUGUAUGUGUAGUGGGUUUACAGUGUUCGUAUGUGUUAUGGGGGGUGCUACAAGAGCGAAUCAUGACAAGGACAUACAUAAAAACACUCCCUGAUGGCUCAACCACACAAGCCAAGUUCAAGAAUUCUCAAUUCCUGGUUUUCAUGAAUCGUAUACUUGCAAUGUGUUUUGCUGGUGUAUAUGUACUUGGAACAAGACAACCAAGCCACAAGGCACCUAUUUACAAAUAUUCCUACUCCUCUUUGUCAAACAUUCUCAGUAGCUGGUGUCAGUAYGAGGCCCUAAAGUUUGUCAGCUUUCCAACUCAAGUACUUGUCAAAGCCUCCAAAAUAAUCCCAGUGAUGUUAAUGGGGAAGCUUGUGUCCAAGAAGACUUAUCCAUACUAUGAAUACUUCACUGCUGUCAUGCUGUCGGCUGGGGUUAGCUUCUUCUUGCUUUCAGCUGGAACACCAAAAAAGUCUGCUGUAGAGACGACACUGUCUGGUGCAAUCAUAAUGCUUGGUUAUAUGAUGUUUGAUAGCUUCACAUCAAACUGGCAGUCUGAAAUGUUUAAAACAUACAAAAUGUCUUCUGUACAGAUGAUGUUUGGAGCCAACUUUUUCUCCAGUUUGUUCACAUUCUGGUCAUUGGCUCAAACUGGAACUCUGUUCUCUUCAUUGCUCUUUGYUUACAGCCAACCAACGUUUGCUUUUCAUAUAUGUGUUUUGUCGCUCUGUUCAGCAACCGGUCAGUUGUUUAUCUUUUAUACAAUACAAACAUUUGGUCCUGUCAUCUUCACUAUGAUUAUGACAACCCGAAUGAUGAUAAGCAUUGUGCUAUCAUGUAUUCUCUACCAACAUCCACUUUCUGCUCAGGCUAUUUUUGGAGUCAUAGUAGUAUUUACUGCUUUGUUUUUGCGUAUUUAUGCACGUUAUCGCACUAAAAAUGCUGGCAAGUAGUAAUAUUCAUUAACUUAGACAAUUUAAUCUAGCCAACCAUUUUUGCCUUUGCUUUUUAAAGUGCAUUUUUUCAAAUAUUUAGCGAUAGAGAUAUAUACUGUAAACCAAAGUUAUAUAUAAUGUCAURAUAUAUGGUAUAAAAUAUCAAAUAUUAUUUAGAUCUUUUUAGCCCUAGCUGGCUGAUGUCCAGGUGGAUWCAUUGUAGGGAAAAUAUUUUUAUACUUUUCCAAGCAACUUUACUUUACGUAAUAUUUUUGCRAAAUUGCCAAUAUUGAACCCAGCCUCUUCAUAGCUAAAUGUCAGAAUUCUGCUGAUGCUUGAAAGAAUCUGGGGGAACCAAACCAAAAAAUUUGUGAUUUUUUCUGUCACAAAUUAGUAUGUAUAAAUUAGGUAAAUUUUGUUUCUCAAUUAAGAUCAUGGAUAAAAUGAUCAAAAAGGAAGAGGUUAAGCAAAGAAUUGAAAUUUAUAAAAUUAAGCUUGAAAGCACUCUCUACUUAAAAACAACAUGCACUCAAGACUUUUUAUUCAAUGACAAAAGGAGAAAUAGCAAAAUCCCCCAGACUCUUGCACAUGUUCAUGUUCCACUGGAUGGCAAAACACUCACUCUGUAAACUUUGACUUGUCUUUAUUUUCUGUAUUUUGAACAGAAUUGUAUAUAYGUAUACUACAUGUACUGUGAUAUUGGAUGUAGUUUUACAGAAAAAAGAUGGAUGAACAGAGAAUAUUAAUAUAAAAGGCAUUUAAAAUGUUAAGUAGGGAAAGUAUGGAAUUUAAUAGUAAAAAUAAAAAACUUGUUAGUCAUGUUAUAGUGACUUAAUUA